Doryrhamphus excisus (bluestripe pipefish) is the source of this 5536-nucleotide messenger RNA. The record is from RefSeq and is a predicted model, not a curated record. NCBI's taxonomy places the organism in Eukaryota, Metazoa, Chordata, Actinopteri, Syngnathiformes, Syngnathidae.
UACAAAAUUAACCAUUACUAAGUUAAUCAUAAUGUUAAUUAGUUUACAUAUUAAUUAUUUUAAUUAUUAAUUAUUUAAAAUUUUGUUGUGUUAAAAAAAUUUACGAAUAUCACUCUCUCGCCUUAUUGUGUUUUUUCAAAAAUUGAUUAAUUAAUAACUGAUUGCUGUUUCGAGGUUGACUAUGGCCUACGAUUAGUUGAUAACCCUACAUCGAGUGAUACGACGUAGUGUUCUGAUCACUAGGGGUCAGUAAUCUUACAUUGACGAGACAUCACCUGUGCACUGCAUGAAAUUAGCGAUGUCCGACAUGAUAGUUUGCCUCCCAUUUUGUGUGGAAGCGGUAUAGUUUUGGCUUCACACUUUAACUUAAUUUCUUUUAACUUCUUACUUCCCCACUUCGUAUGGAAGUGUCUUUUAAACGGAUAGUUCUGAUUUUUUUUUCAUGAACUAGUAUGACCCAAUCAGCAGUGUACUGCAGCAACAGUGACUCCAGAACAAAUCAAUUGGAGGCUAAUUAGCUAGCUCGGUAGCUAUGAGCAGAAACCACCUUUUAUGUCCCAUUGCAGAAGUUCUUGUACUCUUUUUGGAGUUCAAGCCCUGAUGUGUGUCAAAUGGCUGCAGUUUGUAUCACAAUGAGAAUGAAAAGAAUAUAUUGCAAAUGUUGAAUAUGCUGCAGGGUCUCACAUCUCUUGGUCACUGGUGUGUGAGAACUUUCUUAUUCGGUCAACCUGUGGCCAUAGCGGCGUACAGUCGUGUCAUUUCCUGUUGUGGUGGCUAAGAAAAGCAAAGUAGUCUCCACUGAGAAAGUAAAGAUGCAUGUGAAUUUUCUGUCAUAUGUCAAGAAGAAGGUGGCACUUGUUGUAGCGGAUUGAAUUAUAUUGAUCCCUUGGACUUGGACCUGUGCCCUCAUGGAAAUUAAAGUCCAAGAAGCAGCAACACAGUAUGCCGUACACAAGACAUCAAUAGCAAUAACAAAGUAUGCAGAGUAUUGCACAUUGUCCAGUUUAAAAAUAUGCAUGUAUAUUUGAACUAUUUUAGUGGUGUGUUGACCAUGGUGCACUUGUAAAUCUAUCCUUAGAGUUGCAUCUUGUGUUGUGUAAACAUCCUCCCCCUUCUGUUUUGGGUCCAGUCUACACGCGCUUUUUUAAAGGAUACAGCGGCUAUGGUAAAUAAUAGUCCAUCUGAAAUGUUUUUUAUUUUGAUCUAAAUCAUACCACAUUUUGGAUCAAACAUGGUGGUUUUAUGACUUAUUUAUUUAACCCAAGGCUAACCCCAGGCUAAUGAAAGGAAGCAGUGCUCUUCUCACUGCAUUUUAAUAAUACAUUUUAUUUAUAGAAUGCCUUUCAGGGUACUGAAAUGUGCUUUUAAAACAACCAUUUCUGUUAUUAUUAUUAGUAGCAUAGCUAAUACUAAUCAUUUGUUAAUUAAAAUGACACUUCACCUCUGAAAUAGCAUCCUACAUAUCUACCAUAUUCAUCAAUAUAGAUUGAGAGAAUUGCUUGUUUUUUUUUUCCCUGGUCAUGUUACAUCAUUGCAGGGUGCACGGUAGCCGAGUGAUUAGCAUGUUGGCCACACAGGAGUUCGGGAAUCUCCUGAUCUUUGAAUCUCCGCUUGGGCAUCUGUGUGUGGAGUUUGCAUAUUUUUCCAUGCAUGUGGGGGUUUUAUCCAGGUACUCCGUUACCUACCACUUUCCAAAAACAUGCAUGUUAGGUUAAUUGGUAUGAAUGUCAGUGUGAAUGGUUUGUCUAUGUAUAUGUGCCUCUCGCCCAAAGACAGCUGGGAUAGGCUCCAUCAUACCCGCAACCCUAGUGAGGAUAAGCGGCUUAGGAAAAGCAUGGAUGGAUUUCACAUGACUGCACGUGUUGCUAGGCAGAGUUCAUAUUUUCUUUCACCCAGACAGAAAUGUUUCCAGAAUUGUUCUCCAAGUUGGCAUGAUAACACUUGGUUUGGAUUGUCACUGGACGUCUCUAUUGGCCACGGACCAGUACACCACCAGGGCCAGUUACCGAAAAACACAUCUGUCUACGAGAAGGAGAAGGAUAUCAUCUCUGUGUGUCGUCAGUUGGUGGUGGUUUGCGACGAGAUCCUGACCUGCAGCUCGGAGACUCUCCUCACCAACACUCCUGAGCUAGAGAGCGUGGAUCUUGUACCUGUGUCACCUGGAGAACAUCUGGGCAUUGAGAUAACAUCCAUUGGAUCCAGCAGCCACUAUGUGACUGGAACUGCAACAGAGCCAUCCAGUGAUGUCGCAAAGAUCCUGGCAGGAGAUGAAGUGAUCAAAGUCAACAACCAGAUAGUGGUUGGCUGGAGCAGAGCUAACCUUGUGAAGAAGUUACGGGAGAACCCCAGCGGGGUCACGUUGGUCCUGAGGAAGUCUUCUGGGUCACUGACCCGCCGAGGUCCAGUACAGCAGAUCCCCACUGCGCAGGAGGAGGAGGACGACGAUAAAGACGAGAGUUCGGAGGAAGAAGAGGAGACAGACGACAAUCCCAGACACUCCAUAUUUGAGCGAGUAGCAGCUUCCGUCAGGUCCCUAUCUUUCAGGAGAGCUGUUCAAGGUCCCGAAGUGACUGACGAGCCUAUGGGACAGGAGGAGUCUGAUCUGUCUGCAGACAAGGAGGUUGAAGAGAGGCUCACAUCAUAUCAAGACCAACAAGGAGAAUCAUCACUACUAUCAGCCUCUGGAGAGUUUUAUAGUUUGGCUGGUUCAAGACUUUCGCCGGGGCUCAACAGAAGAAGAGCCCGUACGCCCUCGCCCAGAAGCAUUUCACCCUACGGAUUCUUUGGAAAUUCUUCAUCGCUAGACAUCCGCCAAGACCGAGCAAGCGUCUGUUCCUGUCCUGAAAUGGUGGGCCACACGGGAAAUAAAGACACAAAGAAGACUUCUACGAAAGGGAUGUCGACGGCUCUCAGUCGACGUCGCGUGUCUUGCCGCGAGCUGGUACUCCCCGACUGCGAUGGCUGGCUGUGGAAGAAGAGAAGGGAGAGUAGCGUCUUCAUCGCUCAGAAGUGGCAACGCUUCUGGUUCGUCCUCAAGGGCCCGUGCCUUUACUGGUACACCAGUCAACAGGAUGAGAAAGCCGAGGGUUUGGUCAACAUUGCCAGUUACAGCAUAGAGGGCGCUGGCGAGCACAAGAGAAAAUAUGUGUUCAAAAUGCGGCACCAACGAUUUCACAACUUUUUUUUUGCCGCCGACAACGUCAGCGACAUGAGCAAGUGGAUUAACUCCCUCAUCACAGCCAUACAGAAGCACAAGACACUCAACCCAAGUCCAGAUAGUGAAGAAGAGUGUUACAGUGAGACUGAAUCAGAGACUGAGAGCUCACCGUCACCCCGGAGAAGAAAUAAGAAAGUGCAGUCUAGCACUCUGCCUCGCCCCAAGCGCAACAAGACCAACAAGGUGCCAUUGUCAAGUCCUGCAACAGGUGGCAGCAAAGGGACAGCAGCUCCAGAAGACGAGAUGGGCAAGAUGUUGAACAACAUAAAGGAAGGGGGAGUUUCUCUGAUGGGCCAAGAGCAGCCGCUCACACACGACCACUUCAGGAGGUCGUUCAUUCGACGCAACAAGAACCCUGUCAUCAACGAGAAAGCUCACACUCUCCGGGCGCUGCAGAGCACCCUAAAGGCCAAAGAAGCAGAGUUGCAACAGCUGAACAAAAUUCUGGAAGGUUCCACCCUGUCUGCCUCAAAGUACCGACAGUGGAAGGAACAGAACGAGGAGCUCGUUCAAGAAAUCGAGAGACUUGCUGCGCUCAGGGGCGCCAAAGUAGGAAACGACUCUCCUGUGCAGGACACGCCUGCUGAAGAGGUUGCCUUGGAAACUGUUGGCAAGGAAACAACCAGUGCAGAGACAAAAGGCGCGUACAGACUGAGUCUCAGCGAUGGAGAACAGCUGGUUGACGCCGAGCCUUCUGAUGUUCUCCUGGAGGUCUCCCAGGGUUCUCUGGCGGCGGUGGAUAGCAGUCCCAUGUUGGAGCUCUCGCUGGGCUCGCUGCAAGAGUCCAUCAAUAAACAGCUGAGCGAGAUGAGAGAGACUGGAGAGGUCUCCGAGACCUAUUUCUACAUUUAAGGAUUGAAAAUAGACAUGUCUUACUGCAGAGCUGCAGUAUUUUACCGCCUGGUGACGGAAGGAGGACAGUUUGUCAGGUUCAAAUCUGACAUAUACCACAAAGAGUUAGUGCUUUAUUUGAUAUAAUUGUCCAUGAAAAGCACAUUUUAGACUUUAACUUGCCACAACUCAAGUUUACACAUGGAACAAGUUGCCAAUCGUCAGUAUAACAACUCCAACAUGUAUUUAAUUUUCUUCUAGGAAAAUAUGGAAUACGGUAGAUAAAAGUGUCUAUUUUUGGAACUCUAUAUGUGUAAGGUGCUUGUCAAAGCAUCUUCCUGCAGGAUAAUGUUGAUACAAAAAAAACUUUCCAUUUGAGUUACCAUAAAAAGCAUUUACAAUUUAAAGGAUUUAAUUUCCUAUAGAAAAGAUUUAUUUUCUGUAGAAAAAAAAUCAGAGAAUAGACGGGGAUCUACUGUAAAGGACAUACAAUUUUAAAAUGUGAUCUGUAUAUACUUUUUAUCCAGAAUGCGCUUUGUUUAUUGAUAGAUGUACAAUUUUUUAAUAUUUUUGCACAGAACAUGUACAUUCAAAAAUCACCUCUAUGGUAGUGUGUAUUUUAAAAAUUCAUUUCAUUUUAUCAACUUAAAAAAAACUGUUUGUUAAUGAACCGUACCGCAGUUAUGAGAAAAAAAAUACUCAUACUGUGGUUGUGUAUUGCUUGUGAAGAUAUUAGAUGUGUCCUCAUUUCCACUGUAAGAUUAUUGAAUAAUAAAAAACGAGCAUUAUGAUCACAUUUGAUGUGCUAGUUUCUUGAGGUUGUUAAUCAGGAUGUGUUUAUCAUGGGCUUGUAUUGGAAUAUGGACGGUUACUAGCUAUAAAUAUAGUUGUAUUAUUGUAUCAUUACAACUAUUUUUGUAGCCAUUAUUUUUGUGUGCUCAUACUCAGUGUUUUGAAACUGGGGCUGUCAAAUGAUUAUCAUUUUUAAUUAUAUGAAUAUUAAUCACAGUUUUUUUUAAUGAAUAUUAAUCACAGUUUUUCAAAUUAAUUUAUCAUGAUUAAUCACCAUUUGCCACUAUGUAUGAUUUAUGCCCAUUUUUAAAGUAUUUUAUUGCAAGAAAGAGAAUUUUUCUUCAAUAGUAGCACAAUGUUUGAAUCACACUUUAACCUUUUUGUGUUGAGGUGUUGCGUUCAAAGAAUUCACGUUAUUGCAGCAAAUUGUACUUCCACAUUAAGUUGUCUAUAUAUAUAUGGUGUAGGAACUGCACUGCUGUUGAUGUGUUCAGGUCAGAAUAAAGUUAUAGAUAAGAACGUCAGACUCUGUGUGACUCUGGAGGCUUGACACGAACUGUGUCCCCGCCUGUCGUCAUAGAUACCAGAGAGGCAUGGUGCGUAUGUGUUAAUCACAUUAAAUAAUUUCAUGAAAUUAAUUAAUUACCGCCGUUACUUUUGACAGCCCUCAUUUAAACAGGUGAAAACAUUCUUUAU